GCCAUGGUGGGAUCGGGCUGGGCCCUACCCGGGGGGCUACAGAAAGGGAGACUGGGUCCAGUGGCUUAGAGAGUGGCCACAGGUGUGGGGAGAGGGAAGUGCGAAUGGGUCAGAUGGAACAUUCUCUCUAGGGCAACUCUUGGAGCAAUUGCCUCAGCAGCUGUGGAGUGAGGCAGUCCGCUGACCCCUUUCGCCUUCACUCCAGCUCUGAGAAUCUGCUUUGGUGGAUUCUCGAAGUCCCUGAGAGUUGGUAUCAGACAACUGAGUACCUCAGGCAUUCCCUUUCCUCCCUGGGCUUCAGGCUCCCCAUGGAGACAGACAGGGAUGGUCUUUAAAGCUCUCCCUCCCAGGGCUGAGGUUCCCCAGCGGUGCGGUCUUCUUUUGCCUAUGUCUGCACUCUCUCCUUAGACCCCGUUGUUCUGCCUCAGACAGUCUCAAGAUUUCCUCUUAUCCAUCCUGGGCUGAGCCAAGUGUUAUUUUGGGGCCUGGAAGGGAACCAAUAGUUAGGUGCCAGACACUCAUUUGAUUAUUUUAAACACUCCAGGAAGGAGACAUUUGCUAGGUAAGGCUCAGAGAGGUUAAGUAAUUUGCCCAGGGUAACUCAGUCAUUAAGAAGUGGGCUCAUCUAUUCUGUUUAUUCUUCCGGGCCGCACCAUGCCAAGUGUCCCACCCUCCCUGCGGGUAGUGGAGGUGGUGACUUGUUUCAUUCUGAACCAAGCAGCAUGCUGAAAUAGAAAUGCAGAGAGCCCUAGUGGUAAGAUUUCAGGCAACAAUGAAAGAGACAAAGGAGAAAAAAACAAAAGUGGUUCAGGAAAGACAUGAAAAUCAUACCUUCCUCUCCAGCAGCAGCUCCUUCAAGAGUUGGGCUCUAAAACCACUUCAUUUUUAUUAACUGAAAUAAGCUUUGGGAGGAGGGGUUGCCUUGUGAUUUUAUCAAUGUCACAAACAUCCCCAGUCCCUGAUAAGAGCCAGGAAACAUUGAGUAAUGUGGGGUCCCAGGGAGCAUGGGGAGCAGGCGGGCCUCGCAUCUCCUAGGGAGCAGGAGUAAACUUCACAAGCCCUUACGCCCUGCAGGGGACUGAACAAAGGCACUCUCUUCCAGCCAGGCUCUGUGAUUCCACAAAUCCAGGGCGGUGUAGUGCAGUGGACAGAGCUCCGGACAUGAAAACAGACAAGAUACACCAAAAUAUUCCCAAAGAAUAUUCCUGGAAGCAGUCAGCCUCUUUUCUAUUUUUUUCUCUUAUAUUUCCGCAUUUUACAUUGCACAUAUGUUACUUCGGUAAUCAGGACAAACACAUGCUUAAAAAGUAAAGAGAGAGAAAGGGAGAUCGUGCCAUGGUCCAGGGGUCCGCAAGUCAGGACUCUGAGGUCAGCUGUGCCUGACUUGUGGUGUGGCUCUGGACUUCCUGAGGAAUCAGGGAUGUGACACCUGCUGCCUCUACUAAGGGACCCAGGACGACUUGCAAGGAGCAGGCUUAAGAGUCUGGAGAGGGGUAAGAAAAUAGAAUGAUCCCCAGCUGUGACCAGUUCACCCAAAGGUAUUGCUGGAUAAACCAAAUGAAUUCAGGCAUAAAGAAAAGUGAACACAAAAAACAAAAACCCCAGUGAAUCCAGAGGAACAGAGCUCCAGAACUGGGCGUGUCCUCUCAACAUGGCCUCCACCACCUCCCCUCUGCCGCCCACCACCGAGGUUGCAAGUUCUGAGAACAGCAGCUCCUUCUAUGACUAUGAGUACUACCUGGACCAGGUGGCUUUCAUGCUCUGCAGGAAGGAUGAGGUGGUAGCCUUUGGCAAGAUCUUCCUGCCAAUCUUCUACAGCCUGAUCUUUGUUCUGGGUUUGGGCGGGAACCUCCUCCUUCUAGUGGUCUUGCUUCGGUAUAUACCUCGCAGGCGGAUGACUGAGGUCUAUCUGCUGAACCUGGCCAUCUCCAACCUCCUGUUUGUGGUGACACUGCCUUUCUGGGGCAUUUCCGUGGGCUGGCAUUGGGUCUUUGGGAGUUUCUUGUGCAAGAUGGUGAGCACCCUCUACACCAUCAACUUCUACAGUGGCAUCUUCUUCAUUAGCUGCAUGAGUCUGGACAAGUACCUGGAGAUUGUCCAUGCUCAGCCCCACCACAGGCUGAGAACCCGGGCCAAAAGCCUGCUCCUGGCUGCCACGGUAUGGGCUGUGGCCCUGGCCGUCUCCAUCCCUGACAUGGUCUUUGUGCAGACACAUGAAAACCCCACAGGUGUGUGGAACUGCUAUGCAGAUUUUGGGGGUCAUGCGACCAUCUGGAAGCUCUUCCUGCGUUUCCAGCAGAACCUCCUGGGGUUUCUCCUUCCGCUCCUUGUCAUGAUCUUCUUCUACUCCCGCAUAGGCUGUGUCCUGGUCAGGCUGAGGCCCCCAGGCCAGGGCCGGGCUCUAAGGAUCGUCAUAGCGCUGGUGGUGGCCUUCUUUGUGCUGUGGUUCCCGUACAACCUCACCUUGUUUCUGCACUCACUGCUGGACCUGCAAAUCUUUGGGGAAUGUGAGGUUGCCAAGCAGCUAGACUAUGCUCUGCAGGUGACCGAGAGCAUCGCUUUCCUUCACUGCUGCUUCACCCCCAUUCUCUACGCUUUCUCCAGCCGCCACUUCCGCCAGUACCUGAAAGCUUUCCUCAUCACUGUGCUCAGGCGUCAUCAGGCACCUGGCCCAGCACAGGCCCCACUGUCCAGCUGCUCUGAGAGUAGCAGGCUCACAGCCCAAGAAGAAAUGACCGGCAUGAAUGACCUCGGGGAGAGGCAGGCUGAGCUCUCCCCCAGCAAGAGUGAUAUGGGGGAAAAUUAAGCCUGAGUGACCAUACCACAGUCUGGCGAGAGUGGAUGGGACCUACCUCUGCUGGGCAUCCACCCAAAGCCGUCUUACCAAAGGCUUCAGGAACCAUGUUGCCACACCCUGUGGUCAUCCAGGAAACCAGACUCUCGUGCACGAAUUGCUAGAGUAGCUUCCCAACUGACUGCUGUGCUUCUUGUCAUCAUGCUCUCCUGUCAUCUGAUCUGCACCCACAGGCCAGAAUGAUUACCUGACCCGCAGCCAUCACUCCAGUCUUCCUCAAAGUACCCCAGAUUUGCCAUCCACCAUUUGGCUCCCUUCCCUGGAGCUGAGCUGGGGAAGAACUGCUGCAAUAUUGUUUAAUGUCACAGUGUUGGUGGUGGCUCCAAGGGUCCGGGAAGCAGGAGGGGUGGGAAGGGUUCCACUACAGGGGCCUGGGGAACUUCCCUGGAAUGUGAGGGUUGGCAGGUGGGAGGCAGAGUGAACACGUGUUCCCAAUAGUCCAGGAGGAUCACCCUCCCUCUGCUUCCCAUGUCCCCUCCCUGAAGCCUUCGGGGGUCCCUGGGGCCUGCACAAUCAAGUCUAAAGUCUUUGUCCAGCUUCAAGACUGGAGCUUUCACAAGGAGAAUCCCAUUUACCAGCUUCACCUUAUACUCCUUCUUUACUUCUCAUUUCCUGGACACCAGGCACCCCUUGUUUCUUUUCUUUUAAGAUUCUAUUUGUUUAUUUGCAGAGAGAAAUCACAAGUAGGCAGAGAGGCAGGCAGAGAGAGGGGAGGAAGCAGGCUCCCCGCUGAGCAGAGAGCCCUAUGUGGGGCUCGAUCCCAGGACCCUGAGAUCAUGAUCUGAGCCGAAGACAGAGGCUUAACCCACUGAGCCACCUGGGUGCCCCACCCCUUGUUUCUUACACAUUUCCACCUCCCUGUUUUAUGCUUGCCCACUCUCUUGUGCAACAGGGGUCAUUUUUCAGCCAGCUGUCCUCUCAUCCUUGUUCUGUAAUGGAAUUCUGCUUGCUCUGGGAAACCACUUGUUUUUCCCUCUGCCUUGUGCUUUGGGUGGCAUUCAUGUAGAUCACAGGACUUGGGCCAUUUCCAGCCUUACCUUUCCCUGGCAUGGUGAUUCAUUUAGGAUGGGCACAGGACCCAGACAGAGCUUGUGAAAUGCAGCAACUAGAACAUGCUAGAACAGAGGCAUAAGAUUGAAGCCAAGUGGAUGUGUGGUGUGUGUGUGGGGGGGUUCUCCUUCAUCAACUCCAACUUCAGAGGGUGAGGUGAUAGCCCAGUGAGUGUGCAGACCCCAAGGGCAGUGUGGAAGCCCUGGAAUCCAGGCAUGGCCGAAGCUCAUCCCAGUCCUGGACCUGACAGUUACACGAACCCAUAUAUUCCUUCACGUGGGGCUGUUUUGUCACUUUAGGUCUGAUUCCUGGCUGAUCUGCCCUGCCUAAAUGCUUCCUUCUUCCUGUCUCCAGUGGUUAGCAUCUGUCCUGGCCACUGAAAACCUUUCCCCAGGGAGCCCCUGGCCCACAGUACAACCUAACCUGAAAAUCCAGCACAGAGCCUGGCAGGCAGUAAUGCAUGGAAGGAAACUUACAGGCGGAUAGACUAGGGGAGAUCACAAGAGAUGAUCUUGUGAUCUUGGAGAUGCACAAGAGAUCAGGGACCUUGCCACGUACUAAAUCGGUAUCCCCUGUGCUUAAGCCAGUGCUCAGAUGUAACAGAGGUUCAUUGAGCAUUUUUAAAGUGGAUGGAUGGGUAGAGAAUGGACCAGGUGGUCAGUAUUCUGUAUUCUGCCGUUCUUUCUUCUCUCUCCCCGAGCUUCGGAUGCUCUAGUCAUGGCCCCUGUGUCAUGAGCAGGGCUGUCCCCGGAUGUUGCCAGAGUUGACUCUGCUAUGCUUUGCUUUUCCCGUCCUCCAUCUCACUCAACUCCUGUGCCUUUAGUUCUCUCUCCCAAGGCCCCAGAUUCCCACUGUCACAAAGGACUCUGAGCUCCCAUGGUGCCCUAGGAAACGGAGCUCUGGCUCUGAAGGUGCUGACUUGUUUGAGGAUGUGGGGGAUGCAGUUCUACUUUAGAGCUCCUGAAAUCUGCCUCAGGACCUCAGGCCUGCACACAGAGCAGCCUGACUGCACUGACAGGGUCUAGCGACCCAGAGUCUCCGACAUUGCAUCCAUGAUGCACAGAUGGAAUGGGACAAGGUAUGCCAGCACCUGGCAGGGCUUGUCCCUAGCACUGGUGUGUGUGUGUGUGUGUGUGUGUGUGUGUUGCCGUGUGGGCUGUGCAUAGUACAAAUGGCUGUGUAUGUGGGUCCGACAUGAACAUGUCACUGUGUCUGCAUGGGCCUGGGUUUGGGCCCGUGGGUUUUUUGUGUGUUCUCAUGUGUCUUCCUCUAGGUGUGUAGGUGUGGGUAUGUGCUCUCUGCAAACAGCAGGUGUAUAAGAAGGGAUCUGAAGCCUGUGCCCAAGGAGAAGGAGAAGGGCUGGCCACAGGUGACAUGUUGAUCCCUCUCACUGUCUUCCUUACCAUUUACUGCUGCUGACCAUGUUGAGGGCUCUGACUACACACAGACGGCACUGGUCAGGGAGUGAAUUGGAGGUGGGCUCUCACAGCCCAGGCCAGGACAGAACCCCCUUCAUCCUGACCAUACCUCCCAGCCUGGACAUUGGUUCCUCCUGCUGCUCUUUCUUGGGAAGGAAAGCUCCCAGGAUUCUCUUGGCCCUCAGAUUCCGCGACGCAAGACGGACUUUUCCCCUGGCUGACCCAGGAAGAAGGACAGGCACGGCUCUGCCUGGGAGCAAGGCUGCCCACCCUCUACUCUGUGAAGGUGUGAGGGUUUACAGCAGUUACUACCUAUGGGGGUGGUGGUGGAAACAACCAAACCAAACCAACACAAAAACCUCUUUUCUUUCCCAGAUGCCUGCAAAUCUGCCACUGGCAUGUUACCCCAGAUCUCAUUCUGUUAUAAGCUAUCGUCACAGUAUACACAUUGUGGGCUAUUCUUUGAGGGAGAAGAAACUGGCACAGAAAUGAGGAUUGCGGGGUCAGGUCUGUUGUGUCAGAAUAGGUACUGACUAAAUGUAUCCUUGGGGGUCUCAGUCUUCCUAUUGCCUCAAGGCCCCUGGUAGGGAAGGAAGCGUAGUCUUCAUAGAGAGUGUGUCCAGCCCUUGUGCAAAGCAUAUAGGACUACAGUUGCCAUGGGGCCCUCCCUUGUCCUUGGGUAGGCAUUGGGCUCUGUGCACACACUCUAAUCCUGGGUGCUCACUGUUUCCUGGGAGGCUGUUGUUAUGGUGGAUAUCCAUGACUGUGGGAUGGCACACUUGUAUUCAUCUCAACCUGACCUAUGGAGGAUUCCCUUGGUCCCAGGCAUACCCUCAAACAUGAAGUUCCUGGGAGAUCUGAACGAAGUCACUUAGAGUUGAGACCUCUUGACUCAAUGGACUUCGGCCCUCCUGUCAGGUCCCUGGUCCAGAUUUCUCUGGGUGUGGGGAAAAUGAGGGGAUGCAGCACCUAGGUCUGGGCAGGGCCCAGGACUGUGUGAAGACUCUGGGUCUUUGCCCUGAUCCAGCACAGGGCCUGGCUGUGUGGAGAGCCAGGAGAGGCUCGUUGGUAAUCUCUCCGUCAUGGCUCUCAGCCUCUCAGUCCCUUUCACCUUCUUCUGUGUUCCCCAUGUCAUUUUUUUCUUGUGCUCCUAGACCCUUGUGGAAUAGGAGGGAAUAUUCUUCCUGAAUAUUCCUCCUGACUGGCUUGAGCUCAGUUAGCUCCAGGCAGACAUCAUCAUUUUGAGGCAGCUAGACCCAGAGAAGGGCAGACUCUGGCCCAGAGUCACAUAGCUAAUGGGGACAGACUCCUAACUCCAGCCCCAGGCCCUACCUGAGUUGCUCGAACAGCCUGUUAUCCUGGCAAAACUCUGGACAGAACAGCCAGCCUCAAAAAAAACAAAAACAAAACAAACAAACAAACAAAAAAACCAACCAAAAAAACACACAAAAACGGAAGCGAUCAGUCAUAGAUGUGGGAUAGAUGAGUAAGAGAGAAGCCCCAGUGGGCAUCCUCACAGGGGGUCUAUGCUGCCUGGCCCCCCUUCUGCAGGACCUUUGGUUAGUCCCCACAGCAUCUGCCCCUCCUGUCCGGGGCAACGCUCAGCUCUGGCAGCCAGCAACACACUCUCACCCUCUCCCAGCCCUAGUAAGCAUACCUGGCAAUGGGACUGCCAUCAUUUCUUGUGCCAGAAAGCUGAGUGAGGCCAGGGAAGGGAAGGAAAUGAUUCGAGGACAUGAAGUAAAGUAGCUGAGAUGGA
Molecule: messenger RNA, 7081 nt
Organism: Mustela lutreola (European mink)
Lineage: Eukaryota; Metazoa; Chordata; Mammalia; Carnivora; Mustelidae
Gene: ACKR2
Product: atypical chemokine receptor 2
Exons: 4
Coding region: 1652-2806 (384 amino acids)
Biological process (GO): immune response; chemotaxis; G protein-coupled receptor signaling pathway
Cellular component (GO): membrane
Molecular function (GO): chemokine receptor activity
Source: RefSeq, a predicted model, not a curated record